CGUACGUGGAACACUAUAUACUCAUUUCUGUAAUAACAGCCAUUACAUUACGUAUAGAGAGAGAAACUCUCCUGCAUUCACUCACAUGCCAGCUCUGUAAAUUUGUCACCCUGUCCACUUCCCUCAUAAUUGAACAUAUAUUUCAACAAUCUAUCCACACUCCUCAAUCUAUCAUAAUGGAGUAGAUAAACGACUCUAGAGAGAGAAGCAGCCAUAAAAAUCCUGUCUUGCUCAAAGAUGAAGGACCAGCCCUUCUCCUUGUAUCUGCGCCUACUCUUCUUCCUCAUCCUCCUAGCCGCCGCACACGGCCUCGCCGCCGACUCCCGCCGCCUCCUCUCCUUCAAACAGUCACUCCCCGACCCCGAUCAGCUCCUCAACUGGCACCCCACGAUUUCCCCAUGCAAUUUCACCGGCGUCUCCUGCAAACACUCGAGAGUUUCCUCAAUCGACCUCUCCAAUUAUCAUCUCCACGCCGACUUCUCCAAACUCGCCAAAUUUCUCCUCUCCCUUCAGAAUCUCGAGUCACUCGUGCUCAAAAACGCUAACAUCUCCGGCGCAAUUCCAAAAUUCUCGUGCACCACUUCCUUGAACUCGUUAGAUCUAGCCGAAAACGCGAUUUCAGGGCCCGUUUCCGAUGUUUCAACGCUCAGACUCUGCCCCGCUUUGCUUUCUCUCAAUCUCUCUGGGAAUUUAAUGGACUCUUUUGAUGAAGAAGCGGUUUCAGUCCCAGGGCUAACAUCGCUGCAAUUUCUCGAUCUUUCUUACAACAAAAUCUCAGGCCAAAACACGCUUUCAUGGCUUUUGUCGAACGAGUUUCCUCAGCUUCAGCACUUGUCUCUCAAAGCCAACAAUUUCUCCACCAGAUUUCCCGUUUUAAGCGACUGCUCCACUUUGCAACAUUUAGACUUAUCUUCCAACAAAUUCUAUGGCGAAGUUGAAACCUCGUUUUCCGCGUGUUCCAAACUGAGAUUCCUUAAUCUCACCAACAACCAGCUCACAGGUGCAGCUCCUCACCCAACUGCGAGCUUGCAGUUUGUCUACCUUAAACAGAAUCAUUUCCAUGGUUUUUUCCCUCUCACUUCCUCUGACUCUUGCUCAUCUCUUUUGGAGUUGGAUUUGUCUCUAAACAAUUUCACCGGCAAACUGCCGCAAAAUCUUGCUGAUUGCUCUCUUCUCGAGCUCCUCGACGUAUCUGUCAACAACUUUUCCGGCCAACUGCCAGUGGAAACACUCUUGAAACUGAACAGCCUGAGGAUUUUAAGGAUGUCUUUCAAUAAUUUUGUGGGCCCGGUGCCUGAUUCUCUCUCCGGAUUGGUAGGUUUGGAGACUUUGGAUGUGAGCUCCAAUAGUCUAUCUGGUUUGAUUCCUUCAGGGCUUUGCCAAGAUCCAAGGAACAGCUUCAAAGUGUUGUACCUUCAAAACAAUCUGUUCACCGGUGUUGUACCUGAGAGCUUAAGCAACUGUUCUAAGCUGGCCUCCCUUGAUCUGAGUUUCAACUAUUUGAGUGGGACAAUCCCAGCUAGUUUAGGAUCCCUGCCCCAACUGAGAGAUGUGAUGAUGUUGUUGAAUCAACUAAGCGGCGAAAUCCCAGCAGAGUUGAUGAGGCUGCAGAGUUUGGAGAAUCUGAUUCUUGAUUUCAAUUACUUGAGAGGAUCAAUACCUGGCAGCCUGAGCAACUGCACAAAGUUGAACUGGAUAUCUCUGUCGAACAAUGAGUUGAGUGGUGAGAUACCGGCGUCCUUAGGCCGUCUGUCGAAUCUAGCGAUUCUGAAGCUUGGGAACAACUCCCUGUCCGGGAUGAUCCCGGGGGAGUUGGGGGAUUGCAAGAGCUUGAUUUGGUUGGACCUCAACACCAAUCUCUUGAAUGGGACUAUCCCACCAGCUCUGUUCAAGCAGUCUGGCUACAUUGAUGUGGCCUUGCUCACGGGGAAGAGGUACGUGUACAUCAAGAACAACGGCAGCGACCACUGCCACGGAGCUGGGAAUUUGCUCGAGUUUGGAGGCGUUAGGGAUGAGGGGCUGGGCAGGGUGUCGAGGAGGCAUUCCUGCAGCGGCGGUCUCGUGUGGAGGGGCAUCACUCAGCCCAAUUUCAACCACAAUGGCUCCAUGAUGUUUCUUGACCUGUCCUACAAUCACUUGGUUGGUAGCAUUCCUAAAGAGGUUGGAUCCAUGUUCUACUUGUAUGUGCUCAACUUGGGGCAUAAUGCUCUCUCCGGUCCUAUCCCGGACGAGCUUGGAGGCCUCAAGAAUGUGGCCAUUAUUGAUUUGUCGUUCAACAGCUUGAAUGGAAGCAUCCCACAGUUCAGUAGCCUUAGGCUUGGAGAUAUUGAUCUGUCCAACAACAAUCUGAGUGGGAAGAUCCCAGAAUCCGCUCCACUUGAUACAUUCCCAGAUUAUAGAUUUGUGAACAAUUCUGGACUUUGUGGAUACCCUCUUAGCCCUUGCAGCUCCUCUGCAUCAGGUGGGGGAAGCAGGGGGAGACCUAAGAGGAGAGAAGCAUCCCUUGCAGGGAGUGUGGCCAUGGGGCUGGCCUUGUCUCUCUUCUGCAUAUUUGCUGUCAUAAUUGUGGUUGUGGAGACGAACAAGAGGCGGAAGAGGGAGGAGGAGCAGCAGUCCGGCUCCUCCGGGGGCACGGCCACCGUGUGGAAGAUGAGCGCUCUCAGCAUUCAUCUCUCAACUUUUGAUCAGAAGCCUCUACAGAAGCUGACAUUCGGUGAUCUUGUUGAGGCCACCAACAACUUCCACAGCGGCGCCCUGAUUGGGUCGGGCGGGUUCGGAGACGUGUACAAGGCGGUGUUGAAAGAUGGCACCGUGGUGGCUAUCAAGAAACUCAAGCAUGCGAGUGGGCAAGGUGAUAGGGAAUUCAUCGCUGAAAUGGAGACCAUAGGUAGGAUCAAGCACCGCAACCUGGUCCCCCUCUUAGGCUACUGCAAGGUGGGGGAGGAGCGCCUUCUCGUGUACGACUACAUGAGGCACGGAAGCCUAGAAGGCGCGUUGCACGGCACCAAGAAGAAGCUGAGCUGGGACGCGAGGCGUAGGGUGGCCAUUGGGGCGGCCCGAGGGCUGGCCUUCCUCCACCACAGCUGCAGCCCGCACAUCAUCCACAGAGACAUGAAGUCCAGCAAUGUGCUCCUGGAUCACAACUUGGAGGCCCGGGUGUCCGAUUUCGGGAUGGCGAGGAUGAUGAGUGUAGUGGACACGCAUCUGAGCGUGAGCACGCUCGCGGGGACGCCCGGGUACGUGCCCCCCGAGUACUACCACAGCUUCAGAUGCUCCACCAAGGGCGACGUCUACAGCUAUGGCGUCGUCCUGCUCGAGCUCCUCACGGGGAGGCGCCCCACCGACUCGUCCGAUUUCGGGGACAACAACAAUCUGGUGGGGUGGGUGAAGGAGACUGCGGGGCCUCAUGUGUUUGAUCCUUGCUUGAUGAAGCAGCAGCCGGGCUUAGAGAUGGAGCUGUUGCAGCACCUCAAAAUCGCCUGCGCUUGCUUGGAUGAUCGCCCGUGGAAGCGCCCUACCAUGAUUCAAGUCAUGGCCAUGUUGAAGGAGAUUCAAGUUGGAGCAGUUGAAGGGAUGGAGAUGCAUGAGAUGAGAUGAAUGUUCAUCAUCAUUUCCAUCCCUUUUUUUUUUUUUUUUUAAUUAAACGUAUGUAUAUGCCCUUAUAUUUGUACCUAAGUGCUUCGAAAGAAUUAGAAUCUUGUUUUGUAAUUAUAUAGUUUGAGUUUGUAUGGGUUGUUACACUAGAAUCUCAAUCCUAAUUUAAUUAAGGUA
Salvia miltiorrhiza (redroot sage) is the source of this 3771-nucleotide messenger RNA. Its product is annotated as systemin receptor SR160-like. Bases 238 to 3597 code for a protein of 1119 amino acids. Gene Ontology annotation, biological process: protein phosphorylation. NCBI's taxonomy places the organism in Eukaryota, Viridiplantae, Streptophyta, Magnoliopsida, Lamiales, Lamiaceae. The transcript has a single exon. Gene Ontology annotation, cellular component: plasma membrane. Gene Ontology annotation, molecular function: protein kinase activity; protein binding; ATP binding. The record is from RefSeq and is a predicted model, not a curated record.